AUGGUGGCAUUCGCCCUCAGACAGUCUGUUCCUCGGCGCAUCGCGCAGCUCCAUUUGGGUGCCGUUGCCAUCAAAUCGGCGGUAGAGAAGUCAGGGAUCCCCGUCUCCAAAAUCACCGAUGUCUAUAUGGGACACGUCCUCCAGGGCUCCGCGGGCCAGGCCCCCGCCCGCCAAGCUGCCAUCUUUGCCGGCCUCUCCUCCGGGGUGGAGGCCGUUACCGUCAACAAAGUCUGCGCCUCGGGCCUCAAGGCCGUCGUCCUGGCCGCCCAGAACAUUCAGCUCGGGCUUGCGGAAGCUCAAGUUGCGGGCGGCAUGGAGAAUAUGUCACAGGUUCCCUACUACCUUCCCCGGUCGAGUAGUCUUCCGGCCUUUGGCAACAUCAAGCUGGAGGAUGGCUUGAUCAAGGACGGCUUGACCGACGUCUACGACCAGAUCCACAUGGGCAACUGCGCCGAGAACACUGCGAAGAAGUACGAAAUUACCCGGGAGAUGCAGGACGAAUACGCCAUCGAGUCGUACAAGCGCGCUCAGGCGGCCUGGGCCCGGGGCGCUUUCAAGGAGGAAAUUGCCCCCGUCACGGUGAAGAACAGGAAGGGAGAGGUCGUCAUCGACACCGAUGAGGGCUACCUGGAUGUCAAGUUCGAAAAGGUGCCUACCUUGAAGCCCGCCUUCAUCAGAGACGGCACCGGUACCGUCACCGCUGCCAACGCAUCGACCUUCAACGACGGCGCAAGCGCCCUCGUCCUCGGUAACAAGGCCCUUGCGCAAGAGUACGGCGCUCAGUCCAGGGUCCUCGCCAAGAUUUGCGGUCACGCUGAUGCUGCCGUCGACCCCAUUGAUUUCCCUGUCGCGCCCGCCAAGGCGGUUCCCAUUGCUUUGGAGAGGGCUGGCAUUACCAAGGACCAAGUCUCUGUCUGGGAGUUUAACGAGGCCUUUGCCGCCGUCAUCAGGGCAAAUUCAAGCUCCGGCUCGCGAAUCCUCACCACCCUUCUUCACCAGCUCCAGCCUGGCCAGUAUGGCGUUGCAGCAAUCUGCAACGGAGGUGGGGCUGCGACGGCGGUUGUUGUACAAAGGGUGGCGUCUGUCGAAUAA
This is a messenger RNA of Parascedosporium putredinis, 1092 nucleotides long. The record is from the annotation of a GenBank genome assembly. Lineage: Eukaryota; Fungi; Ascomycota; Sordariomycetes; Microascales; Microascaceae.